AUGGCUGAAUUAUACAGCAAACCGUUACACUUGGAAGACACAAAGCACUGUACUCCCUGCAAAACCAAAGAUAGGAAGACAAAACCCGAGCAUUACUGCACGGAAUGCGAGGCUUACUAUUGUGAGGAAUGUUUUGAGCUGCACACGCGAGUACCCUACCUUGCCAAGCAUAUUGUCUUGAAACAUGGUGAUAUUGACGUCUGGUCAAGAGAUCAGUAUAUGUGUUCUACACAUGGCAAAAACCUUGAAUUCUUCUGCAAAGAACACAAGAUGUUAUGUUGCCACGUUUGCAUAUCACUGAAACACAGGUCAUGCACAGACAUGGAAUAUAUCUCAGAAUCUGCGAUGCAAAGUAAUUUGAAAGAUCACAUUAAAAAAAUGAAUGAAAAAAUCGUAGACCAACUUCAAAUGAUUGAAUCACACACUGGUGGAAUAAGAAAAAAGGCUGUUACUAAUCAGUUAUCGAAAACGGAGUAUAUAAAAGAACUAGAAUCAUUCAGGAGUAGGAUAAAGGCAAUGUUUGAUUCACUUUUAGAGAAAGCAUUUGAAGAGAUGAAUGAGAGGUUCGACAAAAACACAAAAUAUGCAGAUAACUCGAACAGGAAAUUGGGCCGCUCUAAAAGUAGACUGAAUGACCUUCAACAACAGCUAAAAUCAACUACUGUUGGUAAAGAAGUUCUUGUUUAUAUAAGUCUUAAAAGGGGGGAGAAUCUUAUUGAGGAGAUAUCAAAGGAGCUAUCAAAUAUCGAUUUGUCGGCCGAUAAUGACUUCUAUAAGCCAGUCAUUGAUGAAAAAAUUGAAAAGUACGUGAAAGAAUUACAAAAAAUAGCGUUCCUAGAAGACGAAAAAAUGAGACAAGAAUGUGUUGCAAGUGAAGAUUGCAGAAAAGAAGACUUUAAAGCAGGUGGAAAAAUAUUCAUCAUAAAAGUUAACUGA
This is a messenger RNA of Ruditapes philippinarum (Manila clam), 936 nucleotides long. RefSeq names its product E3 ubiquitin/ISG15 ligase TRIM25-like. Bases 1 to 936 code for a protein of 311 amino acids. The transcript is spliced from 2 exons. Lineage: Eukaryota; Metazoa; Mollusca; Bivalvia; Venerida; Veneridae. The record is from RefSeq and is a predicted model, not a curated record. Gene Ontology annotation, cellular component: nucleoplasm; chromatin. Gene Ontology annotation, biological process: positive regulation of DNA-templated transcription. Gene Ontology annotation, molecular function: zinc ion binding; ubiquitin-protein transferase activity.